AUGAAAGACGUCGAGAUAUCCAUGGAAAUUGUGUUGAAGACGCCGAGAGCUCCAACCUUCCAUGCAAAGACGCCGAAGCUUCAGCAUGUUGCCCUUCAACCUCCAAUCAUUUCUACUAAAACAGAUGAUGAAGAACUUGAAGAUGUUACCAAGUGCUUUGGGUGCUGGGAACCAAUAGCAAAUUAUGCAUACUUCUCUCCUGAUUGUGGAUUUAAUCUACAUAAAAAAUGUGCUGAGCUUCCCCUCACACUUGAUCAUAAAUGUCAUCGCAAACACCCUCUCCUUUUACAAUUUAAUAGCGAUCGGCUCUCUUGCAAGAUAUGCCAACAUACCUGGGAUGAAGGGUUUGUUUAUGGUUGUUUGACUUGUAAGUUUGUUGUUCAUAUUGAAUGUUUUUCAUCACAUCUUGUUCCUGUUAUCAAAGAUGAGCGUCAUGAACACCCAUUCAGUUUGUUCCCAAGACGAACACCUUUCAUCUGCGAUGCAUGUGGUACCGAAGGAACUUACUCUGCUUAUAUGUGUUGUGAAUGCAACAUUUUAGUCCAUAAAAAGUGUACCUCGUUACCAAGCAUCAUCAAGAGCAGGUGGCAUGAUCAUGCAAUCUUUCACAACUAUUUCCUUCCAGAUGAUUUUGGAAGCUCAAAUUGCAUUAUUUGUCAUGAUGCGGUAAACCCAGAGCACGGGAGUUAUUGUUGCUCAUAUUGCAAUGAUACAUUCCAUGUUCGUUGUGUGACAAAGGAAGCAAGUUCAUAUUCUAUAGUUUCACGUGAAGAUGCAAAUAAGAUAUCUUAUGAAAGUUCCAUCACCUGUGUUUUGGAGAGGAACGAUGCUGGAGAAGCUACAGAAAUUCAACAUUUCAAGCAUACGCAUAAUCUCCAAUUAAGUUCUUUUGUUGGAGGGUGCGAAAACAGUUGCGAUGGGUGUAUGUUACCGAUAUCGGAUCCAUUUUACUCUUGUUCACAAUGCGAAUUUUUUCUUCAUAAAACUUGUGUCGAGUUACCGAAGAAGAAGCAUGUGUGGCAUCAUAAAUGUCGGCAACUCUCGUUCUCAUUUCAGUUCAUCAUAAAUGUGAUGAACAUCUUCUUAAACUCACUAAUCAUGACGAUAAUAGUUAUUCAGAAAGUUAUUAUUGUGAUAUUUGUGAAGAAAGUCGAGAUUCAUAUUGUUGGUUUUAUCAUUGUGCAAUAUCCAUUCAUCAAACUCGGGAGCAUCUAUGAAGAAUACGAUCAUCCACACCCACUCACCUUCGUCAAGAAGAGUUACUAUUAUCCUGAUUGUGAUGAAUGUCACGAGCCUUGUGAAGAUUUGGCUCUUCAAUGCACGAAGUCCGGAUGCAACUAUAUUGUCCAUUGGAAUUGUGUAGCACCUGAUGAUCUACAAAGAUGGGAUCUUUAUGGUAUGUAG
Hibiscus syriacus is the source of this 1404-nucleotide messenger RNA. RefSeq lists its product as uncharacterized. The transcript has 3 exons. The record is from RefSeq and is a predicted model, not a curated record. Lineage: Eukaryota; Viridiplantae; Streptophyta; Magnoliopsida; Malvales; Malvaceae. Bases 1 to 1404 code for a protein of 467 amino acids.